This is a messenger RNA of Symsagittifera roscoffensis, 783 nucleotides long. RefSeq names its product acetylcholine receptor subunit alpha-type acr-16-like. The record is from RefSeq and is a predicted model, not a curated record. Lineage: Eukaryota; Metazoa; Xenacoelomorpha; Acoela; Convolutidae. The transcript is spliced from 5 exons. Gene Ontology annotation, cellular component: plasma membrane; neuron projection; synapse. The coding region runs from base 22 to 783 and encodes 253 amino acids. Gene Ontology annotation, biological process: nervous system process; chemical synaptic transmission; regulation of membrane potential. Gene Ontology annotation, molecular function: excitatory extracellular ligand-gated monoatomic ion channel activity; transmembrane signaling receptor activity; transmitter-gated monoatomic ion channel activity involved in regulation of postsynaptic membrane potential.
AAAUCCCUUCCGCCAUCGGACAUGUUGGACCGAACUAUACGAGUUUUUGUGGAUAUCAACCAAAUUUCGGACGUGAAUGAAAAAGAUGGCUACUUGACUAUUCAGCUGUGGAUCUACUGCGCGUAUGGAUCACCUUCGGCAGCGUGGGACCCCCUGGAGUUCGGAAACACGACAGAGAUCACAGUACCACAGAGUACUUUUUGGGUUGCAGACAUUAACGUGCUUGAUGCGCUGGAGGUAAAGUAUGAGUCAUUUGAACGGCAGCUUGUGGACGCGGGAGGAGUUGUGGGCUUCUGGGCAUCUCUGGUGACCAUGAAUGUGGCCUGUUCUUUUGACAUCACUCUGUUCCCCUUCGAUGAACACCAGUGUGACAUCGUGGUCGGUGCCUGGAUCAUGCCACAGAGGAUAUACCGAAUCGACUUGAACAAGAUAGUGGAAGAGGAAGGGGAUGAUGGAGACAAACUCAAAGAGGAGUUGAGUGCUGGUCAACACUUCCUGGUUGACACUGAGAUGGAGAAUGGGAGUCAUAAGGAGACUCUUCCCUCCAUUAGCGAUGAAGAUAUUGAGAGAGGAAACAAAAGGAGAGAGAUGGAUGACUUGAGACGUGAGUAUAUUCGCGAAAAAGGAUACAAAAUCGAAGAGAUGUGGGAAUAUUUGAAGACAGACUACUUCGGCAGACCAUAUGCAGAUGCUGCAGAUCCAGUUCCUGAUGAUGUCGAAGCACAGGAAUCCGCACGGGGUCCUUUUGAUCCGGAAGAGGUUGCCAGUGGUAAGAAAAAUUAA